This is a messenger RNA of Trematomus bernacchii (emerald rockcod), 804 nucleotides long. RefSeq names its product telomere repeat binding bouquet formation protein 2 (gene terb2). The coding region runs from base 128 to 610 and encodes 160 amino acids. The transcript has 7 exons. The record is from RefSeq and is a predicted model, not a curated record. Lineage: Eukaryota; Metazoa; Chordata; Actinopteri; Perciformes; Nototheniidae. Gene Ontology annotation, biological process: meiotic attachment of telomere to nuclear envelope; homologous chromosome pairing at meiosis. Gene Ontology annotation, cellular component: nuclear inner membrane.
GCGCCAAACGAAGGGCAGCAUUAAUAGUUUUUGAGAAAUAAAGAUAAAGAAAUCAAGCUAGCUGGAGAAUCAAUAUAAAUAUCCUGAAGGCUAUCGAUUUUUCUAAAGAGAGAGGAGGACUGUGGCUAUGUUUAAAAACAAGUCUGCCUGGUUUUCAAGCAGUGUGCCACAGGCAUGUCACAACUUUUGGAGGCUGGAGGGUGGGAGCAUUGCUGGUUGCAGAACAGCAGAUUACCUUUUCAGUGAGGAUGCUACAUGUGCAGAUACUAUGAGGAUAUUUGAGAGCAAAGACUAUCUUUGGAACAAGGUGGCGGUUUUUCACAGCUUGUUUCUCUCUGCCUGUGAGAGGCGCCAGAGUGUGAAGUCUGUGUGCAUCGGUCAUUAUGUGCUCCCUCCAGCCUCAGUACAGGACGAGGUGAGACAGGUGGUCGGUAGAUUGAUUUGGGAGUUUGAAGAUGAGCAGUCAGUGGCACAGUUCGGCUUCCUUCUGUUUCACAGGGUUUUAGUAGCCAGACAGAAGAUGAGUGCAGUGAAGUCAGCAAAAGCAACUCUGGACCAUCUGAUACGGAGUCAGAAAGUGAAGCUCCUCAAAGUGUUCAUUAUCCAGUAACUGACAUGCGCUCAGGUUACAUCAGUAUGGACAACCUCCAGAAAUAUUCAGGCGAUCUGUGUGAUUUCCAUCCUGGAUCUCUCCGAUGCUCCCACUGUAAAGGCCACUGCUGCCCCCUGCACACAUAAGCAGAAAUGCACGAGAAAAGGAUGAAUACACUGGCCUAAAAAUAAAUCAGUGUCACAUGUAUUAUU